This is a messenger RNA of Salvia splendens (bonfire salvia), 869 nucleotides long. Its product is annotated as chloroplastic lipocalin-like. The transcript is spliced from 3 exons. The record is from RefSeq and is a predicted model, not a curated record. Lineage: Eukaryota; Viridiplantae; Streptophyta; Magnoliopsida; Lamiales; Lamiaceae. The annotation marks the transcript as partial. Gene Ontology annotation, molecular function: small molecule binding.
AGUUUCUAUUUUCAAGGAAACGGCUCUUCUACGUUAUGUUUUGAGGUAAUCGACUGUCAUGUAUUCCGAUUAAGAGAGACACAUGUCAUAAGAGAGACACAUGCUGGGAGAUGGUUUGAAGUAGCUUCCCUUAAGCGUGGGUUUGCCGGGUCAGGUCAAGAAGAUUGCCACUGUACUCAGGGCGUUUAUACGUAUGACAAGGACGCACCUGCAAUUCAGGUCGAUACAUUUUGUGUUCACGGAGGUCCUGAUGGUUAUAUUACAGGUAUAAGGGGAAAGGUCCAAUGCCUUUCUGAAGAAGAUAAGGAUAAGACUGAGACGGAUCCUGAGAACGCGGAGAUGAUCAAACAGAAGUGUUACCUCCGUUUCCCUACUUUACCGUUCAUCCCCAAGGAACCCUAUGAUGUAAUAGACACUGAUUACCAUUUGAUAUACUCAAGGACCCCUAACCCGGGAGCAGCAUUCAUAGAAAAGUACAAAUCUUCACUGGCGGAGUUGGGUUACGAUCCUGACAAAAUCAAAGACACCCCACAAGACUGUGAGACGAUGUCGAAUAGUCAGCUUGCAGCGAUGAUGUCCAUGUCUGGGAUGCGACGAGCUCUCACCAACCAGUUCCCUGAUCUUCAGCUAGAUAAGCCUCUUGCUCUUGAUCCCUUCACCAGUGUCACCGACACUCUCAAGAAGCUCCUCGAGCUUUAUUUCAAGCAGUGACAUUCUGUGUAAAUCCAUCUCCAAAUGACACCUGACCCUUUGUUACAACAUUGAUCAAACCCGUCCCGUUCAUUGCCCGUGUUCGGUUAUUCAAGAUCAAGACCACUCGUCUCAAUUUCCCGUUCAUUCAAGAUUGAACUGACUCGAGAUUACUAUGG